Molecule: messenger RNA, 1318 nt
Organism: Rana temporaria (common frog)
Lineage: Eukaryota; Metazoa; Chordata; Amphibia; Anura; Ranidae
Gene: SFTPB
Product: surfactant protein B
Exons: 11
Coding region: 22-1218 (398 amino acids)
Biological process (GO): sphingolipid metabolic process
Cellular component (GO): lysosome
Source: RefSeq, a predicted model, not a curated record
CCUGGGUAUAUAGGGUCACUGAUGACUGGGCACUGCCCAUUCCACCUCAUCAUGGAAAGGACUCCGGUGAGCCUGUUUUGUCUCCUGACUGUCAUUGCAGCUGUGUCUGGCAAGGUUCUGAUGAAAGAUGAAUGUGCCCAGGGUCCACAGUUCUGGUGCCAGGAUUUGGCUAGUGCCUUUCAGUGUGGAGCAGUGGAUCACUGCAAGCAGAAUGUGUGGAAGGAAGAACUGGACCCAGUAUGCCUCCAAUGUAAGCAGAUGGUCUCAUUAUUCAUCAGCAUGGCGAAGUCAUCUCGUCUCCAGAGCUCCAUCAAAGAAUUAUUGCACAAACAGUGCAAUCAUUACCCUUUUGAUAUAUUCCUGGAUGAGUGCAAAAAGCUGUUGGAUCAAUAUGAAAGUGUCCUGAUCGAUACCAUAGAAAAAUGGCUGAAUCCUACUUCAGUCUGCGCUAAACUCUCCUUGUGUCCUCACGACCAAUCUGACAACUCGAAGCUGGAGCUGCUAAGUGACUCUGUCUUUCUGGAAAAUAUCAUGUCCGUUGUCCAUGAAAAUGUACAGUUUAUGCAUGACAAAAUCACAGAGAAUAUGAAGGAAGACUGGCCAAUUCCGAAGCCGAUGUGUUGGAUGUGUAAAUCAUUUAUCUCUAAAUUUGAGGCAGCAAUCCCAGUGAGUGCCAUUGCAAAGAGUGCCUCAGCUCUGUGCCUAGCCCUCCCGGGAAAGAUUGCUGGAGUGUGCCAGUGUCUGAUUGAGAAGUACACAGUUAUUAUACUGGAUACCCUACUGGGAAAACUGGGCCCAAAAUUGGUGUGUGGACUAAUACUCAUGUGUGCUACUGAAGAGAACUGCGAGGCAGAUCUAGAAUACGACACCACCUGUGAAACCUGCCUGGCUGUCACCUCCCUCGUGAAGCCAAUGGCUAAAGAAAAUGUGACCCAGGAACAGAUCACCAAGUCACUAUCCAGUGUGUGCCCCAAACAGCAGGGCUGGAAGGAGUGUCAUGUAUUCCUGCAAGAGCACCAGAAAGAACUGUCUAAUCUUCUCCUCAAACCGUGGGACCACAAGAGAACCUGUCAGGUAGUUGGAGCCUGUCCUGCAGCUUCUACGGCCAUCACAGAGGAUUCUGGGUGUGCAGCUGGGCCAUCCUAUUGGUGUCAAAACCUGGACAAUGCAAGAGAAUGCAAUGCCAUCGGACACUGCCUGGCCAACGUGUGGCACUAAAGGACCUGCUUUCUUCAGAGCACCUUACAAAGCACUUUGCGAACAUGAGCCUUACACUUUCCUGUUAUACUUCAAUAAAAUACUAUCUGGUUACAAUCAC